Molecule: messenger RNA, 336 nt
Organism: Rotaria sp. Silwood1
Lineage: Eukaryota; Metazoa; Rotifera; Eurotatoria; Philodinida; Philodinidae
Source: the annotation of a GenBank genome assembly
AUGCAAAAAAUGCCAGGUUCCAGUCGUUCAACAAAACAAAAUCAAGCCAUAUUUGACUUAUUAAACUCGCAACCGUUUGAACUCAAGAUUGAUCUUAUCCAAACAGCAUUCACGUGUCAAGACUCGCUUCUUGUUUACCAUCUUAUCGAUUAUGCACUCCUUCCAAUAUCAAUUUCAAAAUGUGAAACAAAGUAUAAUGGUAGUAUUGUCUCUUUGACUAUUCCGCUUCCAGCCCAUGUUAUUAGUAUUCAACUUAUGUUGCCUGGUUUACGAACAGUUGGAGCUAUUCGUAUGGGAUUAUUUGGACCAUCGGCAGUUAAUGAAGAUGGCAGGUAA